GAGACCAGACCGGGACCGGAUAGUAAACAAUCCAAUCCUAUCUUUGGGCUUAGAUUUGAGGUAAAAAACCGGAUAAAGACCGGAUAAGAGAGCUCAACACCCAAAACUUAAGGGUAAUUUGCAUAAACGGUCACAAACCUUUGCACUUAGUACAAAACUUAACCAACUCCUCACCCUUUAAGGCCUUAGGCCACUCAAAUCCCACAAUCUCAAUGUAAAAUCAAGACUGAAUUGAGACCGGACCGGAUCAAAACCGGACCGGAUCAAGACCGGACUGUAUCCAAUCCAAUCUUCGGUCCUUAUAUUUUCAAAAAGACCGGACUGGACCGGAUCAAUUUGGGCCAAUUUAACCGGACCGGACCGUAUAGUCACCCCUAAUAAAUCCCUUUAUGGUACAACUCAAAAUUGUACCUAUACUAAUGGUACAACUAAAAGUUGUACCUACACUUUCUCCAAAUCCUUCUAUGGUACAACCCAAACUUGUACCUAUACCAUGGUACAACUUUAAGUUGUACCUACACUUUCUAACAAAUCCCUUUAUGGUACAGCUAAAGAUUGUACCUAUACUAAUGGUACAACCUUAAGUUGUACCUACACUUUCUCAAAAUUCUUUUAUGGUACAACCCAAACUUGUACCUAUACCAUGGUACAACUUUAAGUUGUACCUACACUUUCUAACAAAUCCUUUUAUGGUACAACUCAAAAUUGUACCUAUACUAAUGGUACAACUUUAAAUUGUACCUACACUUUCUAAUAAAUCUCUUUAUGGUACAACUCAAAAUUGUACCUAUACUAAUGGUACAACCUUAAGUUGUACCUACACUUUCUCAAAAUCCUUCUAUGGCACAACCCAAACUUGUACCUAUACCAUGGUACAACUUUAAGUUGUACCUACACUUUCUAAAAAUCCUUCUAUGGUACAACCCAAACUUGUACCUAUACCAUGGUACAACUUUAAGUUGUACCUACACUUUCUAACAAAUCCCUUUAUGGUACAACUCAAAAUUGUACCUAUACUAAUGGUACAACCUUAAGUUGUACCUACACUUUCUCAAAAUUCUUAUGGUACAACCCAAACUUGUACCUAUACCAUGGUACAACUUUAAGUUGUACCUACACUUUCUAACAAAUCACUUUAUGGUACAACUCAAAAUUGUACCUAUACUAAUGGUACAACUUUAAGUUGUACCUACACUUUGUGAAACAAAUUCUUCAAUGGUACAGCUGAAACUUGUACCUAUACGAUAUGGUACAACUCUAAUUUGUACCUACACUUGUAUACAUUGAUUCAUUAUUUACAAGAUUGCCAUUAAUGACGUGGGACCAGUCAUUUAGUGGGUUUACCUCCUCAACGGGUCACCUUUUUUUUUUUAUACCAUGGGUGCUAUAGAGCACACUAGAAGGGCUCACUGAAAUUAUGGAAAUAUAAAGUAUGAUAGACUUUUAUUUGUGUAGUUAGUUACAGGGCUUGGAGCCUCUUGAGAUGUUCCCCCCCCCCCCCCCCCCCCCCCCCCCCCCCCCUUCUUCCGUUGAAUCUCUUGAGAUGUUAUGGUGUUCUUAGUUCAGUUAAAUAAAGAGACUGAACCAAUUAGUGCAACAGAAUACUGCUUUUUCAGAUCUCUGCUGAAGUUGGGAGUUGAAGAACAACCAGAUACAGAACACAGUCAUAGAGAACUUGAACAUGCAAAGCUUUUCAAGACUUGAAGAAGCUAACAGUGAAUCAGCCACCACACAUUCUUGCCUGGUUUUCAUCAUUUCGUUGCAUCAUGAAAACAAUUAGGUAGGCUGAAUAUUAGGACAUCAUUUCAGUUAUAAUAGAUUCCAAAUUCCACAUUUAGAGGUUGCACACUCAGUUUGUACAGUUUCUAUCUUGAUGUACAUUUUGACAGAGCCAUAAAGCAAUCCAUCUUCAUUCCUGAAAUUGGCACUAACUUCCAUUGCUUCGUCAAUUCCCUCUGGGACUCUCUUUUAACCAAACACGGAAAAUAAGGCACAUGAUAAGAAAGCAAUUUCUAAACAAAGUGCUGGUAUUCAUUUCUUGGCAGAACGAGAAGAGAAAAACCAAGCAAACUGCUCUCAAGAAGUGAAAGAAUCAAGAGAACAACAAUGGAUUCUCCAUCUUUCUUCAAGAUCAUUCUUCCAUCUGCAAUUAUUGAUAAGAAGCUGCUUCUGCCACCAAACUUUGUGAUGCAACAUGGGGUUGAGCUUGCAAGUUUAGCAACUUUCAUUGUUCCAGAUGGGCGAACGUGGGAGAUGGCAAUUGUAAAGAGAAGGAGGGAUGGGAUGAAGAUGUUAUGCCGCGGUUGGUCUGAGUUCACAGCUUUCUACUCAAUCAGCCAUGGCUAUCUGCUGGUGUUCAAGUACAAAGGGAACUCCAACUUCCAUGUCCGAAUCUACGAUCCAACCAGCUGCGAAAUCGAGUACCCAACCGGUGAUCCUACGAGGAGGCCAAGAUAUCAUCAUGGCUCCAGACCAAAUGAGCAUGAAGAGGGGAGAUCAGGAGGUAGAAUUGGGACCAUAGUGGGAAAGAGCUUUGAAUAUAUAUGCAAGAAGGCUACACCAUCAGGGAAGAGGGCGAUUUUAGCUGCAAUGAAGUAUGUGCCGGGUGAGUUUGCCAACAAGUAUCUGAGCCCCAAUUGCAGUCAGAUGAAAGUCAGAGAUUCCAGCAGCAGCAGAGGGAGAGAGUGGGUGAUUCGAUUCUCUUGGAGGGAGCGCGGCGGCUUGAACCUGGGACUAGGAUGGGGUGCUUUCACUGACGAUAAGGAGUUGGAGAUAGAAGACAUUUGUCUGUUUGAGCUACUCAAACCUGCAGAUUGCAUCAUGAAAGUUCACAUCUUUCGUGCAUCCUUCUAUAGUUAGGAAAGCUAGGAAUUCCCUGAGUGAUUAUCAGUGUGUAAUAAUCAACUACUAAUCAAGAAGUAAACACAUCAGUUCAACUCUAUCCUUCAACAUUUUGACAUGAACCUCAACAGCUUGAUCAUGCCGGCCACAUUUCACAAACCCAUUGAUGAGAGCAUUAUAAAUAGCCACAUUAGACCUCCCGUCAAUCAAUCUUCUCAUAGUUUCAAAAUCCACCACCCAUCAAGUUCCCAGCUUUACCGUUCCCUCCACAACACAAUGCUAUGGCUCGCAGAGGCAGUGGCUCACCGGCGGCAGCCGCCUCUGCCACCACAGCUGCUGUUGGUCAUGUAUACUCAUUGACAUAAACAGACCCUUCUCAGCAUUUCUUCAAAAAUAAUCAACCUUGCCUAGCUAGCAACUCCCCAGUCUCUACUCAACAAGCUGGUGUUACUACAAUCAAAAGACCAAUGGUUU
Linum trigynum is the source of this 3315-nucleotide messenger RNA. NCBI's taxonomy places the organism in Eukaryota, Viridiplantae, Streptophyta, Magnoliopsida, Malpighiales, Linaceae. The record is from the annotation of a GenBank genome assembly.